AUGGAUCCCCCACCGCUCACAGAACGCCAAAUCCACGCCCUCUUGAACAUCCUAACCCACGCAGAGACCUACUCCGAAAUAGAGGCCUUUAAGCAUCCGCACACCAUCUCCCAGUAUGGCUACCCCUUUGCGCCAGCUCCGCCCGUGAGCACCGACGGCCACGACGAUGAGAAAAAGCCAGUCGCUUCGGCGACGUCACCGCUGCUCCAGACCCUCCUCGUCAAGUUCGUCCUGCCGCUCCCGGGCAUCCGGGACCUACCGCCGGAGUUCUGGAAUGUGAGGGUUCAGGGCCUGCUAGCGAAGUUAGCGGAGGAGGACCUGAGUGAGAGCUACGACAAGGGGGCCAUUGGUACUAGGAAGACUUUGGCUACCGGGGCGUCGGCGCUUAUUGAGAUGUUGGCGAGGGGGUGUUUGGGUGGGUAUCAGUGUUCGGAAACGUACUCCGAUGCGAGGGACGGGAGCGAGGAUGCGAACGUGAGCGUGAACGUGAACGGGAAUGGAGGGAAGGGCGAGGAGGUGGAGAAGAGCUUGGAGGAUUCGUGGGAGGAGUUUUUAGAGGAGCUGAUUCAUGGGGAGAUGAUUGAGGCGUUGUGUGAGUGGCUGGAGGAGAGCGAGGAUGUGGAGGGGCAUUCGGAUCUCGUCAAAGCGGCGGCGGACUAUUCUAUUAUAAACUUGGCGAGUUUGCUGCACCAUGUGUUCGCCGUCACGCCCGAGGGCCAGUACGUCCUCAGCCUGUUCCGGAACUCGCACCGGCUUAUUCCCUACGGGAUGAUUCGGCAGAUUCUUAAGUUUGGGAAUGCCGCGACCAUGUUGAAUUCCCUGCUGAAACUGCUUCUUGCAAAGUUGAGCUUGGGGUCGUUCUCGAACUGGGCUGGGUUGACGUCGAAGGCGGACGAGGGGAUGAAUCUACUUCAGAGAAUCAUAUCCGGAGUGAUGUAUUGGGAUUCUUCCGAAUUCAAAAAGACAGCCGACAAGAUCGAGAAGUCCAAAGCAGCGCCAAGUUCAAAGCACCUAAAAGCCAUCCGAAAACACGCCCAAGGCCCCAGGGAAAAGCGUCUCGAAAUACGGCAACUCAGCAUCCAGUCUUCAAAAUCCAUAAUCUUCUCAAUCCUCGACGACGCUCACCCCAACCUAUCCUGCACCUUAACGGAGACGCAGCACCACGAAUGCCUCCAGUACUACGCGGCGCACCUGUCGACGCGCGACAGGGACGUCAUCGUCAACACGUUCUGCCGACAGACGCCCGAUCUCCUCACGCAGGCCGUCCGCGACGUGGUGGGCGUGUACGAGCCGAUGAUACGGAAUAUACACGACAAUAUUGAUUUAGCGGAACACCUCGACGCGGCGAAGGCGUUCAUAGAAGAUCUAAUCGCCGUGAGCUCGAGUAGGAAGGUAUCUGGAGAGGGAAGGGAAACGGCGAAGAACGGACACGGACACCGGGAUGACGACGGAGCGUACGAAUUACCGACGGUGGAAGAUUACGUGGAUUUGCUCCAUCGCCACAAGGGAUCGGUGUAUAAGUGGCUGCACCACGUUUCCAACAAGUGUCCCGAGGUCAGGGACAUGGUGAAGGAAUGGGCCCAGGGAGCCGCCGAAGUAUUCCGCGCCGAGGGCCCAUCGGCUGGCACUCGCGGCGACGCAUUCACACAACACCGGCUCCAACUCAUGUUUGCGUCCCUCCCUAAGGAGAAGCAGGAUGCCAUACGACCCGUCCUCGACAAGCACUCAGACUACCUCGAUUCGCUGCACGGAAUCACGCACGCUCGCGUACAGACCAUCCUGGACAAGGCCGAGUCGAGCACGUCGUGCGGACCGGGCAUGUAUCUCGCCAGCUGGCAAUCUCUCCUGGACGAAUCUCUCGUCUCGCCGGGUUUCGAGGGAAAUAUGCGCAAGGGAAAGGACGUUAUUAAUAGAAUCACGCCGGGCAAGCCGGGGGUUGGCGGCGAGACGGCGUGGGACGGGAGUGUGGAUGUUACGCGGGCGAUGGAGGAGAUUGAGCUGGAGGAACGGCUACGGCCCGAUGGGAAGGUUGUUGUGGAUGCGUUGGGGCAGCAGUUUCAUGAGUUGCUGAGGGAGGUGGCGAAGGGGGCUGUUCGAGAUGCAUGGAGGAGGGAGAACACUUAG
Molecule: messenger RNA, 2124 nt
Organism: Scedosporium apiospermum
Lineage: Eukaryota; Fungi; Ascomycota; Sordariomycetes; Microascales; Microascaceae
Exons: 3
Coding region: 1-2124 (707 amino acids)
Molecular function (GO): phosphatidylinositol binding
Source: RefSeq, a predicted model, not a curated record